GCCGGGGGGGAGGAGGAGGCGGAGCAGGAGGCGAGCCGGAGCCGCCGCCGCCAACGCCGCCGCCGCCGCCCGAGCAGGACAGAGCGCGUUGCAGCCCCGUGCGUCCGGCCGCCGCCCGUGCCCAUCCAGCAGCCGCGCCGGAGCCACACCGCGGGACAGCCCCGGCCGCGGCGCGCCCCGGCCCGGCCGGCCCAGCCCAGCCCAGCCCAGCCCAGUCCCGGCACCGGGCGGCCCGGCGGCCGGCCCGCCCCCGAGGGCGCCGGGCGCGGCGAGAGGAUGCCGAAGCCGACGCUACUGCUGCGCGGGGGCUGGGAGCGCGAGCGCAGUCCCGGGGACUCCGAGCUGGGCCGCCAGUUCCGGGACUGGUGCCUGCGCACCUACGGCGACUCGGCCAAAACCAAGACGGUGACACGCAGCAAAUACCAGCGGAUCACCGAGGUCCUGCAGGGCGGCGGCGGGACCGGCGCGGGCAGCGGCCCGGCGGCCGGCGAGAAAGGCAAGUUCCAGUUCUGGGUGCGCUCCAAGGGCUUCCGCCUGGGCAGCGGCCGGGAACCCAAGAUGGGCCAAGUGGUGUAUGUGCCGGUCAAGACGGGCUCGGGGGCAGAUGGCCUGUCGGAGCCGGAGGGCAUCUCUCUGAAGCGGGUCGCUGUGGUGGAAGAUUUCUUUGACAUCAUCUACUCAAUGCAUGUGGAGAGCUCAGCGGAGCCAGGCAAAGCCCCCAAGCACGCUGGGCAGAAGAAAACCUACCGAGCGAUUGCAGAGACAUACGCCUUCCUUCCACGAGAGGCUGUGACCCGGUUCCUGAUGAGCUGCACUGAGUGUCAGAAGAGGAUGCACUUUAAUUCCAACGGCCUGGAGCCCAAAGAAAACGAGCCUCCCUCUCCUCUGGUCUCCGGGAUCAUUGACUACAACAUGCCCCUCACCUCCACGUACCUGAAGCAGAUGAAGUUGCGCGUGAUGAAUUCCCAGGAGCAGGAUGAGACUUCUGUGAGCAGUGAAGAUUUUGAUAUGAACGACUCCACAUGGAUGUCAGCUGACCCACACCUGGCCUCCAGCCUGAGUCCCAGCCAGGACGAGAGGAUGCGGAGCCCACAGCACCUCCACAGCCAAGAGGACGACGACUCCUCCUCUGAGAGCGGCAGCGGCAAUGGCUCCUCCACCCUGAACCCGUCCACGUCGAGCAGCACGCAGGGCGACCCCGCCUUCCCCGAGAUGAACGGCAACGGCGCCGUGGCCCCCAUGGACUUCACGGCCGCCGCCGAGGACCAGCCCAUCAACCUGUGCGACAAGCUCCCGCCGGGCACGGCCCUCGGCACGCCCGCCUACCCCGCGGACGGCUGCGGCCCAGACGGACUGCGGAGCCGCGUCAAGUACGGCGUGAAGGCCACCCCCGAGUCCCCCCCGUACAGCUCAGGAAGCUACGAUUCCAUCAAGACCGAGGUCAGCGGCUGCCCCGAGGACCUGACCGUGGGCCGGGCUCCCCCUGCAGACGAUGACGAUGACGACCACGAUGACCACGAGGACAACGACAAGAUGAACGACUCGGAGGGCAUGGACCCCGAGCGCCUCAAGGCCUUCAACAUGUUUGUGCGCCUCUUUGUGGACGAGAACCUGGACCGCAUGGUGCCCAUCUCCAAGCAGCCCAAGGAGAAGAUCCAGGCCAUUAUCGAGUCCUGCAGCCGGCAGUUCCCCGAGUUCCAGGAGCGGGCCCGCAAGCGCAUCCGCACCUACCUCAAGUCCUGCCGGCGCAUGAAGAAGAACGGCAUGGAGAUGACCAGACCCACACCUCCCCACCUGACCUCGGCCAUGGCCGAGAACAUCCUGGCAGCUGCCUGUGAGAGCGAGACGAGAAAAGCAGCCAAAAGGAUGCGUCUGGAGAUCUACCAGUCCUCGCAGGACGAGCCCAUAGCCCUGGACAAGCAGCACUCCCGGGACUCUGCAGCCAUCACCCACUCCACCUACUCACUGCCAGCCUCCUCCUACUCCCAGGACCCCGUGUACGUCAAUGGCGGCCUCAACUACAGUUACCGCAGCUACGGGGCCCUGGGCAGCAACCUGCAGCCCCCCGCCUCCCUGCAAACAGGAAAUCACAGUAAUGGGCCCACGGACCUCAGCAUGAAAGGCGGGGCCUCCACCACCUCCACCACGCCCACCCCCACGCCCUCCAGCAACAGCACCAGCAGGACCAUGCCCACCGCCCAGCUCAGCCCCACGGAGAUCAGUGCCGUGCGGCAGCUCAUCGCCGGCUACCGGGAGUCUGCCGCCUUCCUGCUGCGCUCGGCGGACGAACUGGAAAACCUCAUUUUGCAGCAGAACUGACCGGGUGGCACCUGGCGUGCACUCCCCCCCGGGAACGAGGCUGUCCCGCCCGACCCAGCUCCCGCCUCGCCAGUUGGUACAUUUCGUUUUUUGAAAGAGGUGGGAUCCCAGAGCUGUUUCUAGCCACACUCCAAGCACCUGAGACUUUGGGCACAAGGACACUUUUUUUGGAAUCUCACCACACAGGUGCUCCGAGCUGCUUGGAAGAGGCCCGGGGGCAGCUCUGGAAGGGCCGGGCUCCCGGCCGGGCGCUGGGGUCGCAGCUCUAGUUAGAUCCUCUUCGUGGGCCCUGGUGUUAGAAUCCCACUCCCAGAUAAUUACCUUUCAAGUCUUAGGUGAGCAGAAUCGCAUAUUUAUUGAGAAAAACAAAGUGGACCCUUUCUCCCUCUCCCCUUAGUAAUUUAUUUUUUUGCAAUGGAUUCUUUUGUGUUUGUACAGAUUGCCAGUCUGUGUCUGUCUGAUCAGAAGGAUGUCUCCCUGUGCCCUAACAUUCCAUAUCACUACACUGGCGAGGGCGGGCCGCAGGGCGGGCGGCGGUGGGGCAGGCGCGGGGGCCAUCCCUCUGAGCGCCCGGCACCACCAAGCAGGAGGACCUCACCCACACCCACGGCAAAGCAAAGACAAACCCACGCUCCCCUCUCCAUCUCACAGACGCCCCAGCCACGGCCACCUGUAUUCUACCUCACACUCCAGCGGGGGGCUUUUUCCAGGAUGUGCCCUGAGCCUGUUCUGAAUGGCUGUCUCCCAACCCCACACGGUGUGUGCCUAGGAUGUAAGCCCGGCCCUCCCAGCUGCCCGACAGGACAGGGCCUGGGAGACGGAGGCCGGUCAGCGGAGUCCCAACCCUCACCUGCCCAGGGAGCCGGCCGAACACUCCCCGCACAGACCCAGGCCCUCAGGCCCCUGCUGGGAGACCCUGUUUCUUCAGGGCGAGCCUCUAGGUCUCAGGCAGCCACUGGCCAGGAGAGGCUGCUGGGCUCAGUUCCCAUCCCCGGCCCCUGUGGUGGAAAUUGAGGGGCCGUCAUCCACCAGAGUAGCCACUUGGGCUCUCCUAAGACCAGCCCUUCUGGAGGGACCAGUCCUGGAAGAAGCCUCUGAUCCCUGGAGUGUGAAAGGGGCAAAAGAAAAGGCUGGCCUGGUUUCCUUCCUCCCGACUAGGCACUUCCUCUUGCUCAGUGCAAUACCUACCAGAGCUGCUAAACCAGGGAUUCGCCCAGACCUCAGCAGGCCCCCGGGCCUCUCCGUGCAACACUCCGUAGCCAUGACCGCAGCUCCGCGGCCGCCCCUGCCCAGAGCUGGCAGAAGCCCUCUGUUGCCUUUCCUCCCUCAGAGCAAAGAGGCCCGGGGCCGAGUGACCCUGGGACGGCCACUGAGAGCCACCUGACCCCAGAGUAGGUAUCCCUUCUCGAGCCAGCUUCUCCACAGCCGGCUGCCUCCCGGCACUGGCAGACCACCCUCGGGAGGGCCGGGGCGGGAGCCCGUGUGCUGUCCCACCCUGUGCCUGCUUCCAGCCCCGAGGGGCUGGGGUGGGCUUUUCUCUCUCAAGUGGCCUCCAACACCCCAUCCCACCACACCACCUCUGCCUUGCAUCCGACCCACCCCCAGGCCUCCGGUCGGGGCCAGGACACCCGAGACUCCCCCUUAGCACAGCACAAACCCCAGUGCCCACGGCCUCCCCCACACCCAGCCAUCUGCACAGCCAUCCUCCACCUGCUCAGUACACUCCCUGACGUUUUAAUUUGUGUAAAUAUUUAUUUUUGUGUGUGAACAAUAUUACAAAGUAAUCAGUAGAUCUUUUGCAAAAUGUUACCCCAGGCAAUUUGUGAAAUCUUAAUGUUAAAAACUGGCAGAGACAAUCGCCGCCUUAGAAUUCUUGGUAUCAAUUGCUUAACAUGUCAUUUCUCCUCCCAGAGGCAGUGCCCACGCCAGGCACGGACGGUUUGCUUUUCUAACAGCCAGGAGUGAGGAGGCCUGGGGAAGGGGCUCCUGCCCCACCACACACGGACUAGACCUAAAGGUCACAUAAGCUACAGUUUGAAGUCGCGCUUUUCUGAGUUUAGGCUGCCCUAGCUGAUCACCUUCAGCCCACCGAAAGCUGCGGUAAGAGCGAAGCUCCGUGUGUGUAAGAAAGGAAAGGGACGCCGGCGGCGCUGGUCCCGGCUCCCCGUGGCUCCCCGUGGCUCCCCAGGGCGGGUCUGAGGUGGGGUCCUUCCCCCUGUAGUUGCGCCAGAAGCCCUGGAGAGGGCAGCAUCGGGAGUGAGUCACUGUGUGAAACAGGAUCCCAUUAGCUAGUCCAGUCAGGGAACUUGUUCUGUUUGGCUUUUGUUUUAAAAGAUGCAGCUUCAAGCCCAGUCCCUCUCUGCCUGGCUUGGAGAGUACCUAAGAGCUGGUUCUGCUGAACCUCACUCCCACUGCCCCCUCCCCUCCUCCCAUCACCCCAGGGGCAGCCUUCUCCCGAAGCCCUCCCCAGAACCUAUUAGUCACCUGGGACCCAAAGUGUAAAAGAUAAUGCGAGUAGAACACACCGGUCCCAGAGUCUUUGCAGGGGCCUGAUCCCGAGAGGAGAGAAGGCAGAAUCCAGAGAAUGGGGAUUGGUCUUAGACCAGAAAGGGGGCGUGCCUGAAACUCAUUUACCCUCACUCUCUGACGAACAGACUGCACAUCCUAGGACAGCAGAGGGGGCAGGGGUUGGGGGGAGAGGCAGGCAGGGGGAUUAGAGGACUUCAGACAGGUGGAACCCGGCCAUCCCUAUUCCCAAGGGCCACUUACGACUCCAGGGGUGGUUACAGGAUUAACUACCAGUUCAUUUUCAAAAUGCUGCUUUGAACUCAGAGGGUUGAUACAUUUAAUUUGUAAUUUUUUGUAAAACUUUUUACAAGAUAGUAAAGUAUUUCACCAGAAUACCAGUUUCAAUCCGUCCAUGGUCUGAUUUUUAUAUAAUUUAGUGGUGCUUUAGAAACUUUGUUUUCGUUGUUUCUGGGCUAAACAGCUCAAUCCUUUUUCGCCUGUAUCUACCUAAGACCAAUGUGAACCUUUGUAUUUUUGCUCCUAAUUUUGGACUCAGUGAAAGUGUACUGUUUACAUGUACAGAUGCCCCAGCCCCGUGUGUUCUGCAGACUCGCUCUUGAGGAGGAAGGUGCACCUCACUACGCUCAUCUGCUUAGCAAAGCCACGAACAAAAACCUCUCACUUUUUACUUACGUUUCCACCUAAAAACAAAAACAAACCUACCACACACACAACUCGGAUUUACCGAAACACACUUUUCUAAGCUCAGAAAAAUCUCUGUGUAAGCAGAUGGCCCGCAUGCGCCUGCAUGUGGUCGGUUUAGAGGCAGGGCCGGGACAGAGGCCUCCCGUGUCAUCGGCGGGGACUGCACGGCAGGUGGGCAGUGAAGCAGGACUGGGCUGCACAGCGGUGGGUGGGAUGGUUCUCCCAGCAGCCUCGGUGGCAGGUGGUCAGCAGUCCUCUGGCAUCAUUCAGACGGUGCUGGGAGAGCGCCGACUCCCUACCUGGGCAAGACUGGAAGAGUCUCCAGUGCAGACAUGAAGACACUUCAAGGUUCCCCUGGAGACAUCACCUCUGGCGAGGGGCAGAGGGCUCCAGACGAUAAGCAUAUGGCACUUAAGGCAAACAAUGGAUGGCACCAACUUUUAAAGGUGACUCUUUAUUACUUAAUCAGUGGCUUCACCUCUAAAUUAUAUUUUUACAGAUAUGCACCUAUGCAACUUAACGUGGCUCUUCUAAGCAGGUGAGAACUUCCUCUUCAACGCUCUAUAAAAAUCCUUUGUGUUCUAUAUAGUGAGUUUUUCCAGUAAAUGUGGCUCAAUAUUUUAAUUCUUAGACUGUGUCUUCUCUAUGUGAUGCAACUAAAUUCUGUUUUGUUUGUGGAAUGACUAGCACAGGCCAACUCCCUCUCCCCUCACUUAACAAAAGACCAAUGAGCUGUUAAUCGAGCUGUUUCUCCAUGGUAUUACUUGCUAAAUGCACUGAUUUCAUAAGUAUGUGGAAUCCUUUUUCUUUUGAAUCUGUAUAUCAUAUAUAAGACUGAAUCUACUUAAUAAACACUGAAUAACAAACUGAA
Messenger RNA from Pipistrellus kuhlii (Kuhl's pipistrelle), 6403 nucleotides. RefSeq names its product nucleolar protein 4 like (gene NOL4L). The transcript is spliced from 11 exons. The coding region runs from base 277 to 2319 and encodes 680 amino acids. NCBI's taxonomy places the organism in Eukaryota, Metazoa, Chordata, Mammalia, Chiroptera, Vespertilionidae. The record is from RefSeq and is a predicted model, not a curated record.